UGGUACAAACUUCUUCUAUAUGUACGAUUUAUACAAACUUCUGUAUGUACGAUUUAUUUUUGUUCAACCACUGAACUCAUAAAUAAAUCGUUUCUUACCAAUUACUAUACCACGUAAUACUACAAAAUUUAUGCAUUUUCAAAGAAUUUAGCUAGCCGGCCGUCUCAAUUAACAUAAAAUAGUUUGAAUGGUAGAUAAACCACACUGACAAGUUCAUUGAUUGAGCAUCAUCUACUUAACAGAGAGAUUACUAAUCUUUUCAUUUACUCUGUUUCACCAAAUAGGCAAAAUACAAAUGUCAAUGCUUAACUCGUGUUUGUUUAGUUAUAAAGUAACUGAGUUCGUUUUUGGCAAGGUUUCCAAAACUGCGAGAUAAAGAACCAGAAUCAGUCCUUUAACAAAGAAAACAACCAGAGCCAGUCAUUAGAAACUUACUCUUAAAAUGAUAUUCAUACAUUCUAUAAUCCAUGCAAAACACUUGCAAUUCUUCACACUCUCUACAAUGUUGUCUCUGCUCUGUUUCCUUCUGUCUCUUCUCUUUCUUCUUCUACUUCCUUGUCUCCGACCUUGCUUUUCUGCUAAAGGAUCUCUGAAAGAUAAAAAGAAGAUUGACAAGGGAACUUAUGUGGUCGGAGAGGAGGAGCCACCUAAAGGGCUUCGAAGAGAGCUGAUGCCGAGACACGUGGCAGUGAUAAUGGACGGAAAUCGGAGAUGGGCGAAACAGGCCGGAUUGUUGACGUCACAAGGCUACGAGGCUGGAGCUAAACGGUUAAUAGAGUUCGCCGAGCUCUGCUUCAAACUAGGGAUAAAUACUGUCUCAGCUUUUGCUUUCUCCACUGAGAAUUGGGGAAGACACAAGAUUGAAGUCAAAUGCUUGAUGUAUUUGUUCCAACGUUACCUCAAGUCAAAGAUCCAAUUCUUCCAGAGCAAGGAAAUCCGAGUUUCUGUUAUCGGGAAUCUUGCGAAGAUUCCGGAAUCUCUCCUCGGAAUAAUCACAGAGAUAGAGGAUGCUACAAAGAGUUACAAGAAGAAGCAUCUCAUCUUGGCCAUAGAUUACAGCGGGAGAUUCGACAUCUUGCGUGCUUGCAAGAGCAUUGUGAAGAAAUCAGAACAAGGUUUGAUCCGAGAGGAAGAAGUGGACGAGACGUUGUUGGAGAGAGAGCUUCAGACCAAGUGUACAGAGUUCCCAAGUCCUGAUCUCUUGAUUAGGACAAGUGGAGAACAGAGGAUUAGUAACUUCUUCUUGUGGCAACUCGCUUAUACCGAGCUCUUCUUCUCACCGGUCCUUUGGCCUGAUUUUGACAAGGAUAAGCUUUUAGACGCCCUGGAUUCGUAUCAGCGCAGGGAAAGACGAUUUGGCUGUCGGGUUUGAUCCACAUUUGAUCCUCUGCUCCGCUCUGUUCUGUUAUGUUCAUCUGAGAUUUCUAUCAAACUUCUUGCUCCACUUUCAGAGAUCAUUAAUACUGU
Messenger RNA from Arabidopsis lyrata subsp. lyrata, 1467 nucleotides. RefSeq names its product dehydrodolichyl diphosphate synthase 4. The transcript is spliced from 4 exons. The coding region runs from base 443 to 1372 and encodes 309 amino acids. Lineage: Eukaryota; Viridiplantae; Streptophyta; Magnoliopsida; Brassicales; Brassicaceae. The record is from RefSeq and is a predicted model, not a curated record. Gene Ontology annotation, cellular component: chloroplast stroma. Gene Ontology annotation, biological process: plastid membrane organization; response to cold; polyprenol biosynthetic process.